This is a messenger RNA of Solea senegalensis (Senegalese sole), 7594 nucleotides long. It is a transcript of the gene zfhx2, whose product is annotated as zinc finger homeobox 2. The record is from RefSeq and is a predicted model, not a curated record. Lineage: Eukaryota; Metazoa; Chordata; Actinopteri; Pleuronectiformes; Soleidae. The transcript has 5 exons. Gene Ontology annotation, cellular component: nucleus. Bases 91 to 4944 code for a protein of 1617 amino acids. Gene Ontology annotation, biological process: regulation of neuron differentiation; brain development; regulation of transcription by RNA polymerase II. Gene Ontology annotation, molecular function: DNA-binding transcription factor activity, RNA polymerase II-specific; RNA polymerase II cis-regulatory region sequence-specific DNA binding; zinc ion binding.
GAGAGCGAGAGGAGGGCAGGAAAGAAAACUUUUCACUUCUGAGGAGCCACAGAGAAAGCGUGUGCGUGUGUGCGUGCUGGAGCGGAGACCAUGCAGGAGGAGUCUGGAGAGACACCGAGCAGUGAAAGCAAUGGGGUGGCAGAGUGGCUGUGCCCCCUCUGCCAAAAAGGCCAACCAGACAGAUCCUCCCUGUCUCUGCAUCUCACUGAGCAACACAGUGUACUUCCAUCUUGUGUCGACAGACUGUUGGACAUUGCUGUUCUAAAACAGAGUGCCAGUGAAAGAGAGGAGGACAAAGGUGCUCAAAAGUCUUCAGAUUCUGAAUCCCCGCAACUAAAGCCCGGUGAAGGCGUUGGUUCAGAGCCCUCCCAAUCAAGCAAGAAUUCAGACGCUACCCCGACUCAAGGAGACAAAGAGAUGGAGGAAGAGAGAAUAAUGGAACAGGAGGGAGGUGAACCUGAGCCUGAGCCAGAAGAGGAGGGAAAUAAACUCACAGGAGCCAAACAGAAAAAUGCAGAUGAAAACACAGAAAUCCCAGAAGCCAGUGAAAAGUCAGUUGGUAAAAAUGGUGUGCCACGUGAAAAUAACACCCGCUCAUUCAAAUGCAAUGCCUGCCUGGAAAAUUUUCCCAGCAGAACUGCCUUGAGUGUUCAUUACAACUCUGCAUCCCACAUUCAGAGGAUGACGACAGGCUCUGCCAAACAAGGUGGCGAAAAUGAUCCUCAAUCUCCUUCAGUUCCUGUUUUGUCUCGGCCAUACGUAUCAAAUAAACCCUACCAAUGUGCUGUAUGUCGAGUUUCUUACAAUCACGCCAUCACCCUCGAGAGCCAUAUGAAAUCUGUCUUGCAUCAGACCCGCAGCAGGAAUGCUGGAAUUGUUGCACAUGCUGCAAACAGUGCAGCGACCACUGCUGGUUUAGGAGGCAGCACCCCCACUGCUCCAAAUACUAGUAGCUCAUCUAGAAAUGGAUCCACUCAGUUAGUGACAACAACCAACUGUGCUUCUCCUGGGACAGUGAUGGUGACGGCUACAAAAGACGGAGAGCAGAUUCAAACUUCACAAGUGGCUCCCUCCCUUCUCACCUCCCCUGUGGCCUCAGCUCAGGCAGUCUCAGCCUUCCUCACCCUCCUCACAUCGAAUCCAAACACUCUCUCACACUCCCUCCUCCCCUCACUGUUUGCAGCCGGUGCAGCUCCUGGUGCAGCCGCACAUCAGCUCGUGCCUCAGCCUCAGAUGGUCAUGCCCUUGAUCUUGAAUGGGCUUCAAGCCCAAACUCAGCAGCACCAAGAGAACCAGCAAGGCCAGCUCCUCACACAGUGUGUGCCAUUUGUUGGUCUCAGCACAGCCCAGCAAGCUCUCCUAACCCAAAGACUUAACAGCUUACAGAGCCAGUGGCCCUCUGCAGGUCUUACAGCAGACAUACAGCCAGAAGAGCAAAAGCAGACUAUAAAAUGUGACGGUGAACAAGACAGCCAGCAUAGUGUGGAGGCAGUUGAGGUCCCAGGUCAGAUCAAGGACAGAGCUAACUGGAUGACAGAUAACAAUAAAACAGAAAAGCCUAAGAAAGAGGACAGUAAAGAAGCACAGUGUCCCAUUAUAGAAGGAAAAGUGAAGGCUGAGAGUAAUGAAGACAAUGGGAAGGCAAGUAGAGAUAGCACAACAGAUGGAGACUGCUCGACUAAUCAGUUGGACCUGGAAGGUGAUAAAGCAGCUAGCCUGAAUCUUUCCCCAGCGGGCACAGAGAAAAGCCUCCGCAAUAACAGUCUCUCGCCUUCUGCAUCUGUACCCAGCAACUCAACCCUCAGUCCUGUAAAUUUAAACCUUAUGCUUAGUCCUGAUUCUACUCCACAAAAAUCACAAUCGGGGACUAGCCCUUGUGGUUCUCUUGGGACCCCAAAAUCCAGUCCUAUUACAAAUGCCUUAACUAACAACCAAACUAGAUCCUUUUGUACUACAAUAGGAUCAAUUACUUCAGAACUUCCACUGUUGUCAGAGUUCCAGUCAGAGGUUCUCUGGGCAUUCUUUGAGUCACGUAGCGAGGCUGAUGCUGCAAGUCCUCCCCGUGAAGACUGUGAGGCACUGGGCAGAGAGGUGGGGCUUUCUGAAGAAGAGGUACGUAGGUGGCUGAAUCAAGCCAGACAUGCUAAAAGAAAGCAGAGGGCCACAGAGUUAGAAAACCUGCAGGGUGUGACAGGAGUUACACGACACACCCAGAGUUUUGACAAUGACUAUGAUGAUGAGGAAAACUCACUGAUUAUAGCAGAAGGCGACGAUGAUGCUGAAGCUUCAGGGAGUCAGGCAAUAGAUUUAUCCAGAACAAGAGGAAAGCGUAGACGGAGAGACAUUGGAAUGGAGGGUCAGGGAGAUUACUGUCUUACGUCUGACUCUGAAAAUGAGGUCUACACCUCUGUCAUUGUGUCUGAUGAGGAGAGUCAGAGUGGAUCUCUGAGGGAGGGUACUGAGAGCCCUGCUAAAGGUGAAGUGCUGCGGGAGGUUCAUGGUGAUAAAGUGUCAGUUGGAGGAAAGGUCUUGCGCUCCACGACUGUGUUUCUCUCUGAUGCAGAGGAGGAAUAUGAAGAUGAUGAGGGUGGAGGAAGUCAGGGAACCAAAAGGAAAAAACAAAAGGGGGAGUUUGAGCAUGAUGAGGUGGAGGUGAAGAAGGAGAGACAGGACCCAGAUGUGGAUCUAGAGCUGGAGGCCCAAGGGGAUCCUCCAAGUUCGCAGCUCCAUACAUUGGAACAUCCUGAGAUUUCAACCAGUGCUUUACACUCACUCCCAUUGUCUCUCGCUCACUUUUCUACCCAGUUCAUCAGUCCAUAUGUUCUCUCUCUUACCCCUUCACUGAUUGAUGGGAGCAAGAUACCAGUCUUUACAAAUCCACCAACCAUCACACGCUUCUCGGGCUCUCCUUUGUCGCAGUCUCUCUCCUCACACAACCAAAUUUCUCAUUAUCUGCCAAAUGGUGGGGACUGCGAGUCUGCUCUAGACCUCAGCAUGGGGAAAAACAGCUCAAAAUCUGCCUCCUCUUCAUCAUCUUUGGCUGACAAAAUUGCUGCACAGAAAGGGCAAUUGCUGGAUGGGCUUGGCCUGAGACCUACAUCCAAAGGUCUCGUAGUUGUCCAAGUUAAGCCUGAAUCUGUGAGUGCCAUGGCCUCCUCCAACAGCAGUAUGAGUCUCGUUAACUGCAAUAAUAUGACAAAGUCUAGUAUUUACAUGAGGGCGACAGAGAAAACUAAUUCUUUGCUAUUGGAAAGGGAACGAGUAAAGGAGAGAGAGAAGGAGAGGGAGCAAGAGCAGCAGCAGCAGCAGCAGCAGAGGAAGGCUAAAGGAAAAAGGUAUCGGGAUAUGCGACGUUCAAGAACCAUCAUUCAAGCUGACCAACUUGAUAUUUUGUAUGGCUGCUAUUUCAAAGACCCAAAUCCUGGGAAACAUGAGUUUGAACAGAUUUCAGAGUGGGUCCACCUUCCAAAGAAGGUUGUUCAGAUUUGGUUCCAGAACAUGAGGGCAAGGGAACGAAAGGGUGAGGUCAGAUUUAUCAGUGAUGGCACACUGGCAGCAGUGGGCAAACCUCUCAUCAAAUUUACCUGGCCUCUCACCAAACCCAUAUUUUCUAACAAGCCCACUUCAAACAAUACUGGAUGUAUUACAACUACUCCAAUUGUUCGCACCCUCAUCAAGACAGAGAGUGAGCCCGUGAAGGUUGAAGGCAAACCAAUGAUAGUGAAAAAAGUAACACCAGUUCCCAUCAAGCCUAAGGAGGUGGUUUCUUCUACUGUGGUCUCUCCUUUGAGCAGCAGUGCAGUGCCAAAGACCAAGCUUGAAACCACCAGCAAUGUCACUAUGGUCAAAGUUGCACCCAAAGUCACCACCCCUGUUCUCUCAGCUCCCACCAAGGAUCCAAUCCCCAUUGCCCCAAGACCAGCCCAGAAACGAAAGCUAGAAGAUGAGAGCGAGGAAGAAAAGACUGAUGAAGAGAGAGACGAUGAGAAUGAGAUAGGUCCUGGACCAGGGACCACUAAUCGCAUGGUGCCCAAACUGCCCUCAACUCCCAUUAACAACAGGCCUCCUGCCACAACAGUGGUAGCACAAAAACAGAAUGGGCUUAACUACUGGACUCCCAAGGUCCCCAUAAAGAUCAACACUAUAUCAAGAGAACAAUUGGGUCUCCCCACACAUACGCCUCCUCGUACCAUCCCCCCUCCACCUACCCCGAGCAUUGCUCCAGUCAGCCCAAACACCCCCAGCUCUGCCAAAGUGGCCAUCCCAAACACCCCAGCUGUGGCUAAAUCAAGUCCAACAGAAAGCGGUUUUCUGCCCCACUCAUCCAGCCGCAGGCCUCGCACACAUUUGUCCUGCCUACAGUUGUCCAUCCUGCAGUCCUGUUACGAGACCUGUGCUCACCCUAAUGCCAUGGAGUGUGAGGCAAUAGGCACUGAGCUCAAUCUGCCACUCAAAGUGGUGCAAAUCUGGUUCCAAAAUACCAGAGCCAAGGAGAAGCGUUGGAGGUUGCAGCAAGAAAAAUUGUCUCCUUUGUCAGGUGGAAAACUGGACCUGAGCUCAGGAAGCUACUUGCAGUACAACGCUCUCAAAGCUAAUCGUCCCAUCCUGCCCAAACCAGUUAAUCUGACAGUUACCGAACCUGCAACUUCCACGGUGGCUGGACAGGCGGUGUCAAAGGAGGCCCUGUCAGGUCGCUGUGAGGUCUGCAAUGUCUCCUUUGAAUCCCGGGCUGCAGCGAGGGCCCAUGUCUUCUCCCCACGUCACCUUGCAACCCUGAGAACCACUAACUUUGGCCAGCCAACGACGCUUGUCAACAAAAAUGGCACCGGUAAUGGCGGACCUGGAAGUGUCUCUCAUUCCUCUCCAGUUAUCAGCUCGGGUGCAGGUUCUGGAGGAGAGAUGAGUAUUGAGUCCCCUCCACCAACGGUCACCAGCAACAGUUAGAGACCCAGAUCAGGAUUGGUCUGCACACUGACUAUUCUUGGACCCAUAUGGGCUUCUCAGCUUUUAAUAAACAAACUUGAGCACUCAUCAAAAGCUAAUAUCAUUUAGUUUUUGAAGUUGGCUCCCCCUGCACCCGCUAUCCUUUGCUCAACCUUCACUGACUUACAAUCCACUAAUCUACAGACUUCAUCUGGAGUUAACGCAACAGCAGACUACUUCCACGCUGUGUCUCACGUAAUCAGCUGCUGUCUGAUUAGUGAUCAAUGUGUCUCAAGUUUUCCUUGAUCCUCAUACACUUUGUCCAAACACUUUUGGUCCUAACCCUGUGGUUAUAUAAUACCUUACUUCAGCGAACUUCCUCUAGUUUGUAAAGGCACUCAACUUGCCAUGCUUGAACUGUCCUACCCGAAAGACUGAUGCAAAAGUAUUUCCUCUUUGGAAGUGGCCAUUUGCAGGUGGGCCCAGAAACACUUUUUUUGGGAUAAUAACAUGAAAUACUCACAUUAGUAACUCCCAGUUUGCUCCUGUGGAAUUGCUUUUCUUAUGCCUCCUUUCACUUGUAAAGCAAAGAUCGCUUGUGCAAGACACGACUGGACUGAAGAAUUGAAAGAGGAUUAACUGGUAUUGACUGUCACCUUUUAAUUUGCCAUGGCAGUGUGAUCUGAAGACUGUUGUGUCUAUCGUCUUGGGAUGUAAAAAAUGAGGUACUUCAGAGAGAACAGGGCUGUUGAAUUGUCCCCAGUAAAUGUUCAUUUUUCACGACAAUCCAAACAGACAGGGCAAAAAGAAGCCAUGGACCGCAGAGUCCUGGCAUAGCGCACUUUGACACAUUUUACAUUGUUUGAAAUGUUUUUAAGCAUUCUGAUGCGAGUGUCUUUUUAUGGGAAGAUACAAUAAUGCAUGUUGGAUGCCUUAAUAUAAAUCACCUGAAAUAAAACGAUUUUGCUUUUCUAGUCUAAUGAAACAUGCUUUAGGUGUGAGAAUAAUAUUGUGAAAGAUACAAACCUAGGAACAAAUGGAGAAGAGCUCUGUUCCAAAAUGGAAAGUCUCUGAAUGUCAUCUUUAUAUGGGAAAAGACAAGUCAUGUCUGAAGUUCUCGUCUUUCUGGUUUUCAAGAACAAUAACCAACUAUCAUGCUUUUUACAACAGAUGUUUGAUCCUGUGGAUUUAACGUUCCACCCAAAUAUUUUUGAUCUCAUGUUGGAAUACAGCUCUUCAGACUGACAAGGAGAUAGUUUUCUAUCAAUGUAGGUGUGUUUAGAAAUAUAACCGCCUUAAGAGGAGGCACCACCAGGUAUAUCAGGUCAAGGCCAGGUGGUCUUCGUAUAAUAUUGGUGAAUUAAUUUCAUCUACAUUUUGCCCAUAGGUGCAGACUGAGUCCUUGAAUUUUACCAUUUUCUUUUCCAUGAGUGAUGUGCAUAUGAUAACGUUAAGGUCUGCAUUUUUAUUCACUUCAGUAUUUAUAUCAACAUAAAGCAAUUAAAAUUGGUAUAAGAGAUUUUAUUUAGGCCAAAAUCAAUCCUCUUGAAUAUUUAUAGAAAGGUGCUCGAAAUGAGCCGUUUCCCACACUAUUGUCUGUCCCCUGUUUUCUAUUUUGUUCUUUUUUUUUUUUUAAGUUACUAAUCCUGGUUAUGUACGUGCUGUGAAAAAGACACCUGACAUCUGGAAACAGUGACAAGGGAGAAAGAUGGGUAUUACCUGCAUCCUUAAGGGACUAAGAAAUACUUCAGUCUAGCAAGCAAAUUGGGAAACAUUAAAUGUGUUGACUGAGAGCUAAUAAGAUGGUGCUGUGUUGAAGGACACAUAACAUACUAAAGAUGUUUUCCUUCGAUUUAAGUUGUAUAUUAAUGUUACUAUUGAUAGUUUUAACAAAAUGCAAAAUGAAAACAUGAACUUUUGUACAGAAAUAUAUUAAAAAAUAACUGAUAUUCCAAAGUAAUCCUCCCAUUGCUUUGUCAUUCAAAAACCAAAAAGCUAUCUUGAGGUUGACAGAGCAGGAGAGGCAUUCAUAAAUGCAAACUGUAAAGGACAUCCCACGGCUUGACACUUGCACUAGUCCACAAUUUUUUAUUUUUUUUUUGCACCAGCUGCAGACAUUUAAAAAAGACACAACCAUUAACACAACACUUGGUGUGGUUUUUGCAACGAAGAUGGUGACAAUGUGCUUUCAUGAAUAUUAAUAACUCCUGUUUGAAACUGUAACUUGUCUGUAAAGCAAGGACAUCAGUGCUUGGACCUCAAGACUGGGAUCUCUCUCACUCACUCACACACACACACACACACACACACGGUGUUGCACUGUCCAAACUAGAUAGGUUUUUAUGGAGAUCUGCUUUUUAUUCUCUUAUGUUUUGUCACUUUGAUUAUCACUAUUGUUAUAACUGUACUACUACUUAUACAAUUUAUCAUUACUCAUCACUGUUUUUUUUGAAUAUUAUUGAUCCAUAAUGGUUUAAAUGCCACCUCUGCUCCAAAAGAGUAAGGUAUUCCUUUUGAAUAUUGAACAAUAAUAGUGGCAGUGUUGUUAUGAAUUGUUAGAUUUUUGAUUAAGCUUAAUUUUCCCUCCUCACUUGUACCUGCCUUUUGUGUUGGUCUCCAUUAUGCUUUCUUUGAUAUACGGAAAAAAGAAAUAAAAUCAGUUGAACAACAA